AUGUCAGUCGAGUCCUGCAGACGACGGCGAUCGUCGAUCUCGGAGCAGAUGCAUCGGGUUCUAUACCAUGAUCGGUCAGACAAGGUGGAACCCCUAACUAACAACCAUGGAGUGCCAUCAAGUCCUGACCAUCCGCAGAGACGACAGAGCUUCAACGUAAUUAGAAACAAUGAUGUGGUUCCCGAUCAACGGCCAGAACCCAUCGGUGACAUCUCCGCAAGGACACUCGUUGCAGAAUCAAGCAGAGCCCAACUCACUUCCCUAUUCACCACGGAACUCACAGUUCUUGUUAUCGCAAAUCCGACCAACUCAAUUCAACCUCUUGCAGUCGGCUUAGAGAACGAUGAGGGUCAAGACCAAACAACCAAAGAUAUCGACCAGUUCGGAAACAACAUCUGCGCGUCUCCAACCUGGAACAACAACACAGCCCGCAAAGAGAAGCGAGCCACGCGACACCUGGAAGCAGAAAGAAGAGAGCUCGAAAAAAGGCUACUACACCUAGAAGAAGCCCAAGCCCGACUGGAUAGUGGCAUCUACGACAGAAAUUCGCGCCGCUUGACAAAGAAGCACCCAUCCAGCAUGACCAAUGGAACACCAAGGUAUCGCACUGCAAACGAAAAUUCCGGGGAGGGAUCAUUUCGACGAAACCAUGAUGAACCAAACAAGACACGCAGCCGUUCAUCAUCUCUCAGUUCGUCCCGCUCCGAUUACGACACUGCCGAUGAAGCCGCCCCGGAUUCGCCCAUAUCACAUCCUUGCGCUGUGCAGACCCGGGCUCCUGACACCCAGUCACAAAGCCCUGCUCCCGGCACUUCUAUGAAGAAUGGAUACACGGUUAUCGAGCAUAGCGGCCUACUCUCUCCACUGAAUGGCCCUGUGAAUGUCCUGAGGCGGAAGCCCCUGAAAUUGCAACAAAAGGAUCAAGUUCUUGCCAAGAUCAUUUUCACCGGCUCUGCCACGGCGCUCAUCACCUCUUUCCCAACAACCUUAUGGGUUGCAAUGCUGCUGGUGUGGGCAUACCAUGAGUAA
This is a messenger RNA of Penicillium lagena, 1029 nucleotides long. RefSeq lists its product as uncharacterized. The transcript has 2 exons. NCBI's taxonomy places the organism in Eukaryota, Fungi, Ascomycota, Eurotiomycetes, Eurotiales, Aspergillaceae. The record is from RefSeq and is a predicted model, not a curated record. The coding region runs from base 1 to 1029 and encodes 342 amino acids.